Molecule: messenger RNA, 873 nt
Organism: Mesocricetus auratus (golden hamster)
Lineage: Eukaryota; Metazoa; Chordata; Mammalia; Rodentia; Cricetidae
Product: protein NipSnap homolog 3B-like
Exons: 1
Coding region: 79-822 (247 amino acids)
Cellular component (GO): mitochondrion
Source: RefSeq, a predicted model, not a curated record
UAAAAAUAACAUCAUGACCGGGAAGCGGGAGGAGUCCCGGAACCCCGCGGCCGUCUCCUGCGCGCCCCAGGACGCGCCAUGCUCGCACUGGGAAGCUGCCUGAGGAAGGCGCUGGCCCUGCGGGCGCUGGCGCCUCAGGUAUGUUCACCUUUUGCUACAGGUCCCAGGCAAAGCGAUGGGACAUUAUAUGAAUUCCGCACCUAUUUCCUCAAGUCCUCAAAAACGAAGGAGUUCCUGGAAAACUUGAAGAAAAAUGUUCACCUCCGGACUGCUCACUCUGAAUUGAUUGGAUAUUGGAGUGUAGAAUUUGGAGGCAGAACCAACAAAGUAUUCCAUAUUUGGAAGUACGAUAAUUUUGCUCAUCGAACUGCAGUUCGCAAAGCCUUGGCCAAUGAUAAGGCGUGGCAAGAACAAUUCCUCAUCCCAAAUUUGACUUCCAUUGAUAAACAAGAGAUUGAGAUUACCUACCUGGUACCAUGGUGCAAAUUGGGAAAGCCUCCCAAGGAAGGAGUCUAUGAGUUGGCUACUUUUCAGAUGAAGCCUGGAGGCCCAGCUCUGUGGGGCGACGCAUUCAAAAGAGCGGUGAAUGCCCAUGUUGACCUUGGCUACUCUACUCUAGUCGGUGUUUUCCACACUGAAUAUGGAGCCCUCAACAGAGUUCACGUUCUGUGGUGGAAUGAGAGUGCAGACAGUCGUGCAGCUGGGAGACACCGGUCUCAUGAGGACCCCAGGGUCGUAGCUGCUGUUCGGGAAAGUGUCAACUACCUAGAGUCUCAGCAGAACAUGUUCCUGAUCCCAGCAUCCUUUUCACCACUCAAGUAGUUUGGGACCUGACAUGGGCCAUCGUGGUCACUAACGUGAGGUGUGUCUACA